Messenger RNA from Patella vulgata (common limpet), 8212 nucleotides. RefSeq names its product FYVE, RhoGEF and PH domain-containing protein 2. Gene Ontology annotation, biological process: cytoskeleton organization; filopodium assembly. The transcript has 19 exons. The record is from RefSeq and is a predicted model, not a curated record. Bases 1 to 2961 code for a protein of 986 amino acids. Gene Ontology annotation, molecular function: guanyl-nucleotide exchange factor activity; metal ion binding. NCBI's taxonomy places the organism in Eukaryota, Metazoa, Mollusca, Gastropoda, Patellidae. Gene Ontology annotation, cellular component: cytoplasm.
AUGCAUAAUGCAAAAGAUGGUGUUAUUCUGUCAACUGAAGCAGCUCCAAGCAAGCCAAAGUUUUUGGAUCGUAUCAUAACUGGAGUAAGACAGAAAACAAAAUCCAAACAUCGGACAGAUGGAGCUCUUGAUGGAACAGGCUCAAAUUGUGAUGAUGUAGAUGGAGCCCGAGGGGAUAGCUGGUGCUCAGAAUCCGAAGUAUCCAAUUCAGAAUUCUUCCUCUCUGCCGAAGGAAGUUCUAUCAAUUUAGAUGAUGUGUCACAAAUAUGUUAUGACUCCGAUACCGAAACCGACGCCUAUCAGACUGCAACUGGGUCUUUGAAUUCCCCGUCAAAAUCUUCAAAAGUUUGGUCGACGCCAACGUCUCCGGUGAUUUCUGGGAUUGUUCGUAGAAGGUGCUUGGAUUAUUCUAAAUUAACAGAAUCAGAUACAAGUCCGGAAUUAGUGCGGAGAGGAUCCAAAUAUUCCGUGAAAGGAACUGUUCAUUCCACACCCAGCUCACCUUGUGGAUCUAAAUCUCUGUGUUCAAAAGAAACGGAAACGGUACAACGGACAGAAAACUGGCUGAAAAACUACUUCAGUCAGUCUCGUGAUGAAAAAUUCUCAACUAGUGUUAUGUCGAAGGGCUAUGUGCGGGCAUUAGUGGAAAAAAUAAACGAUCUGCAUCAUGAGAUAACGCCUGAUUGUAAUGAAGAGUUACUGACCUUGUGUAGUGACGAACGUGUUAGCGACUCGAAGGAAACUGUUCAAACGAAUCUUUCUGAGUCAAAGUCAGACGUCAAUUUAAAAUCCCUUGUGGUGCAACUUAACAAUGAACAAAGUGAUAAAAUGUUCAAAAGUUUUCACAAGGAAAAAAGUAGUUCUAGAAAAAAUAGCGUAGACUCGGCAAGUGCUGAGGCAAAUAAACAUCAUCAUACGAAAAAAAGUAAACCUGCAAAUAUAGACGUAAAACAUACUGCUCCGAAAUCUGUUUUGAAUAGAUCUGAAAGUUUGUCAAGCCAACCAAUGAGUCCUGCGGAAUUAUUUGAUAAUAGUUGGUCCGAUUCGGACAUCGGAAGUUUUGAUUCAUCCGGCGAUGAAAGUGAAAUAGAGGAGAGUAUCCCGGUGCCAGUUGUAGAAGAAAAGCUGGAAUCUGUUUGUGAAAUAAAACCACGAGAUAAAUUACAAUGUAUAGCGGAGGAAUUAUAUAGAACAGAAAAAUCAUACGUGGAUCGACUUCAUCUUUUACAUCAGAAAUUUUAUUUUCGAGUAGUUCAGGCCAAUCAAAAUCAACCAUUUAUGACUCCAGAUGCGGUCAAUCAGAUGUUUUCUAACGUUAAAACUAUCUAUCAGUUUCAUCAUGACUUUCUUCUACCUCAGUUAGAGGAACGCAUGGAAAAAUGGGAAAAUAAUCCACGUAUUGGUGACUUGAUGAAAGAGAAUGCUCCUUUUUUGAAGCUGUAUACGGACUACGUGAAGAAUUUCGACAAUGCCAUGAAUCUAAUCAAUUAUUGGCAGGAAAAAUCAACCAAAUUUUCUAGUAUUAUACGAGAGGUGCAGAAAUUACCGGAAUGUGGUAAUCUGACUCUACAACAUCAUAUGUUAGGUCCUAUACAGAGAGUUCCUCGAUACGAACUAUUGCUCAAAGAUUAUAUCAAACAUUUGCCUGAAGGAUCACCUGACCUCCUAGAUGCUCAAGUUGCCCUUGAUCUUGUUACCAAGGCUGCAAGCCACGCCAACGAAGCCAUGAAAAAAAUAGAGAAAUUCCGAAAGUUGUUAGAAAUUCACCAGAGUUUACGUGGUAUUAAUAUAGAUUUCAUCAGUCCAACAAGAGUAUUAAUACGCGAAGGCCUUAUCACUAAAAUAGCAGCUAGAAGUGGUGAAAAACAGACUCGUUAUCUUUUUUUGUUUAAUGAUCUGUUGUUAAUCUGUAGUGAACCUAUGUUAGGGGCGUAUAAAGUCCGAGCUCAGAUGGAUAUAGACAGCAUGGAGACAAGAGAUGGUGAUAAUUUAAGUAUAGCUAAUACGUUUAAUUUAAUGAGUAAACAGAAGACUAUAGAAUUAUUGGAUGAACAAACACCAGAAGAUGAAGUUAAUUGGUAUGAGUCGAUAAAACAAACGGUAAUUGAAUAUAAAGAGAAGAAACAGAGAAUUCGAGAUAAACAACAGUCACUGACUAAUCUAGAAUCAGGGAUUGAAGGUAACGUAGGAGAAAGAGCCCCCCGAUGGAUCCCUGAUGAAUCCGCUACAAUUUGUAUGAGAUGUGAUGCAGCGUUCUCUACAUUUCGUAGACGUCAUCACUGUAGAGCCUGUGGUUGGGUUAUAUGUAGUAAAUGUUGUAAGAAAGCACCGUUAGAAUAUUUAAACAAUAAAAUAGAACGAGUCUGUCAGAAGUGUUAUAAUGUUAUUGUUAAAGUCAAUAAACUAGAUAUUGAUCAAGACUUAUCAUCGUUCAAGAAAAAAGGUGUUUUACAGGUUCAAGCUAGAGAUCCAUGUGUUCUUGCCACAUAUUUACAUAUGUCUGCUGAUAAAGGAAAAAAUUGGAUGAAAAGAUGGUUUGCUGCUCAUGAAGAUUUUGUUUUAUAUUCUUUUAAAUCUGAUCAGGAUACAUGUGCCUUAACAUCUCUUCCUCUGCCAGGGUAUAAAGCAGAAGCUGUAAAAAAUAUUCACAAUCGACCAGACGUGUUUAAACUGUAUCAUAAAGAUAAAAAAGUUUACCUUUUCGAAACAGAAAGUCAUACAGAUUUUAAAAAAUGGAUCAGUGUUUUAAAUAAAAUGGUUAAUCUUGAAUUGCCAGACGAAACCCAGAGAUUUUCAUCUCAGUCGACCAGUAGUGGUAAUAGCACAGGUAGUGGUGCGAAUAGUGCCGACACAACUAACAAUAACGGUGAAACAUCGGAACCUGAAUUAACUGACGAGAACGCGGUUCAAAUUUCACAUAAACAAUCUGUUAAAAAGGGAAGACGGUCGUCAAAUUGCUAAUGUCAAUUAAAUAUCAGUGAAUACGGUGUUUGAGAUUCAGUGGAUGGAUUAUUUAAUGUGUAUAUGUGACCAGCGUAAACUUUAUUGAAUAGAACACAAGUUAUAUUUUGUGUGUGUUUUUCAGUGAAAUGUGACUCAGAAAGUUUGACAUAUUUAGUGUUAUGUGAAGAUAGUGUUUCACAUGUCUAAUAUGUGAAGGAAUUACGACUUUAUAUGACUAACAAAGUUUAUACAAAUUCCGUGAAACAGUAGUGGCGUUGCAUUGUAUGCUGCAGAUGUCAACUGGGUAGGUCUAUGGAUCAGAAAUUUCAAAGUUAUUAACACAGUUGAUACUGUCAACUUGAGAAGAAUUACAUGUGCAAAGAAAUUAUUUUUUUAUAUGCUGGUCAUAUAAUUUGACGAAUGAAAUGUGGUUACUAUUCGAAAUUAAGUUGAAAUAAUUAUGCCUUAGAUUUUAGAAAUAUUUCUCUAUAAAUAGGCCCUACCAGUUAGAAUAAUGUUAAAUUAUGUUUAUUAUGAAAACAAAUGGAUGGAAGUUUGUAGACUUAGCCAGAAAUCUGGCCCUCAGUUCACAAAGCAUUCUCAGACAUCAGUUAAGAAUUUACUCAACUUUCAAUCACUGUUUUUGAGAAAUAUCUUUGAUCCAGAAACGCAAAUAUUUGCACAUAGUUUCUUACUGAUGUAUUUGGUACAUUAAAACAACAAAAGAUUUAUAAAGGGCUAUAUUUUAGUUAAAAUAAGGCAACUUAAGUCUGAGAAUGCUUUGUGAACUUGGGGCCUUGUUGCUCCGAUUCUUAACCUAUCCCUGAUGUCAACCACUCAAAUCAUAUAAUCCUUGAAAAUGGAACACCACUCUUUGUCAAAUUUUUAAAUAAAGAUCUUACUUAUCGUAGAAUGUAAAACAUGGCGUUGAUGUUAAGAUAUUAUUACAGAUGAAUAUGUGAACUUUGUGUACAGAUGGCAAUUUUCAUGACCUUGGAAUACAAAACUUUCAAACAUAGGCUGUUGGAGAAAGAUGGACAGUCACGUUGCUGUAAAGGUGGCCUGGAAGUGUGACUAUCUAGCAGUUUUCACUAACUCCGUAGAACAUAGAUUGUCAGAGAAAGAUGCAUAGUCACGUUGCUGUAAAGGAGGCGUGGCUUUCUGGGGAUCAUCUUCAAUAGAAGGCUUGAUCUCGCUUUAACUCCGUACAUCUUAUCAAGAUCUUCACAUAACACCCUGCAUGUUUUGGCACUAAUUUCGAUUGGGUACUCACCCUACUUGGGAGUCUAUCAGAUUCCUCGAUCAUCGCGAAUACCAAAUCUCGCGCUUUCCAGCUAAAUUGUCUACCUGUGAUAAUCGAGUUGCAAAGUUCAAGGUUGGUUCAAUGUCAUGGUUUCCAUGGAGGUCGCUAUGUCACAACCUCUGAUUGGACGCUACCGUUUACGUGUCUGCAGAUAACGUAGCCAUAAGUUUGGCAAUUGUAAAGUAAUCUAGCAACAUCCAGAUGUUGUAAAACUUGCAGUCGUUGCUUCAGGAACAUGUCUGGGGAUAGGUUAACUAUUGAGUACAUGUAUUAUAGUUGUAGUUAGAUACAAAAAUUAAUAUCUUAACAUUACCAGGGAAAAGAGACCAAUAUUUUAAGAUUUUUAAUUGAAAUUAUUGUCUUAAUUCUCACUUUACUAAUCUGUUUGUUGAUUAAUUCAUCAUUUAUCUUGGUAUCCCACAAACUUCAAAAUUAAAACCAACAUCAUGGAAAUGGUCAUAUAUAAUAGAGUGUUCAUGUAUUUGUCCUGUGGCGUGCAUUUUGUCAUAGGAUUAUAAACUAAUUGAUAAGAAUUGCUUUUUCGUAAGGUUUCUGUUUCUAAUUUGAGAAUUCGUUUGCGUUAGUUAUGUCCAAAUUUAUGAUAAUGUACGUUUAUUUUAUAUAAAAGCUAUCGAAGCCUGCUUAGAAUUAGAAUUAAUUGUUUUCCAACCUUUUUUUGAACCAUGACCCACUGUUAGGCCUUUGACACAUGUUUGUUAGGAAAGCACAUCAUGUAGGGAAUCAAGGAUCUCCCCUCCGUUGGGCCUUUGCACCAUGUUUGUGUUGGGAAUGCACCUCAUGUAGGGAAUCAGUGAUUUCUCCCCUGUUGGGCCUUUGCCCCAUGUUUUGAAUGAGAAGUCUAGAUUUUUUUAAAAUAAUUGUAAAACGAAAUAUAACUAUGGUCAGGAAUCAACAUUUUAACUUUAAUGAUAAAUAGGUUUAAUGUUGGCCUACUCUUAUAACAGUUUAACUAUAUUGGGUAGGUUAUUAGUAUCUGAAGAUAGCAUAUUUAUAGUACAUGACAAAUAUACCAGUAUCAGAUACAUGGUUUUCCACUGGGCCAUGUAUAUGCCGGUCAUGACUGCUCUGAGUUAAAAAUUGACUGAUUCUGCUACAGGAAACAAGGACAUCAUAAGAGGGAAUAUAUAUAUAUUUGUAAGAUAUGUAUUGCAAAAUGAUUUUUUUUUUAUUAACCCACAUCAUCCCACUAAAUCUUUUAUUUAAGUUCAUGAUUGAAUAUAAUUAGAUAAGGCCAUACCAAUUUUAUUCAUAGAUUUUCACAAAAACCUGUUAAAAAUUUGCUUGGUAUUUCAUGGGUAGACAAACAAUACUUGGCCUCAAAGGGCUUUUUUUUUAAGAGACUCAAGAGGCUAUUUUUUCUAUGGAUAACCAAACAGCUCUUUAUUCUUAAUUCAUAGCCCUUAAUUCUUAUUUCUUCAUUUGUUGUUGUAUGAAUUAAGAACUAUGAAUUAAGAAUACUGAAUAAAGUGCUGUUUGGUCUUCCAUAUUUUUCUAUCAAGACUUAGAAGAACUAAAGAUAAGUAACUUUGGUCUAAUUAAAUUAAUAUGACUGCUGUGCAGUUUUUGCUAUUGUAUAUUUUCAUUUCGCGUUCGUGCCAUACCGUAAUAUAAUAAUGAUAAUAUAAAUUUGAUUUAAGUUAUCAGUAUAAAUUCUUAUUAUUAUUUGCAUAAUGUUUGAUAAAUGAUAUUGACCGCUUUUUAGGAUUUUGCAAAAUAAAGGCUUUACAUAUGUAAUUUAUACUUUUAUUUAAUCAUUCAUAUACAUUUGAAUUAUUAGUUCAUAAUAAAUAUUUUUGAUAAUUUGAAGUUGUAACAUGUGUAUAUAGUUAUUUAUUUCAUAUUUUAACCCAUAUAACCACAGGCACUUGUAAAAUGUAAAAGGUCUUAUAUGUACUGAUAGAGAUAUUGGGUCGAGAUGAGUUAUUUGCCCCUGAAUUAAAUAAUAUCGCUUACAGUCACAAUACUUAGUCACAGCUUAAACAUACAUUAUGCAAGAGCUAAAUCUGCCUAUUGCAGGUCUUUCUUUAGGCCUGAAAUGUUAUCUAAAGUAUUAAUUAGACAUUAAUUAACUUAUCCAGACCAUAAUCAACUCUCGAUGGCAUCGCUAGCCUGAGAUGUUUAUUAGAUUAGGUUCUAAUUUGCUGUUCGACUUCCAUUCAUAAUUUAAUCAAGAAAUGGAUAAUCAAGACUAUGUUUUUUAUCCUACCGACUUCAGUAGUGAUGAUCGAGGCUAGGCCGAAAAUUCAAUCGCUAAAAUCUUGGUUCAUAGUGGAUCAAUUUGACUGACAUUUUCAGCAAAUUCUCUUUACAGUAUCUAGUUUUUAACUAUUAUAGUGAGAACUGCCAGCUCUUUAUCUAAUCUCCCAUAAUAUAUCUCUAAUGUUAUUUUUGAAAGCGAUUUUCCAUGUUACGGGCGCCUGUGGUUUCACUACAAAAUUGGUGGCUAAUUUAUCAUUUUUACGUUCCAUUUCAAAGUUCAUAGUUCAAAUAACAAUCAGGUUUUAAGAAAAUUAAUUCAAAUAUUUUGUUAAUUUUUAUUGAUAGAAUUUUUAGAAACUGUUUUGAUUGAUGGUACAUAUUUAUAUUGUCAGUAUUGAAUUUUUAAAAAUGAAUUCUUUUAUAUUCAAUGUUGCGCACAGAAAGUAAAUUGUUCUUAGCUCAACUGACCAUCGAUAGAUUAAUGAUAAUAUAUGAUAAUAUUAAAUUAGCUAUAAUUAUACUGUUUUAUAUAUUAUUAUUUUAUAUUAUUAGUGUGAGAGAUUUUUUUAGCUUGGCUUUCAUUGAUAUUAGUUUUAACUAUGAGCUCACUCCAAUGCUGUAACACUGACUGGAUAUAUUGAUAUUUACUGCAUUCAAGUCCCCCUUCUGCUUUUUUCUUCAUGUGUUUUAGAAAAUGGAAGUUAAUAAAUGAAAGUCUACUAAAUGAAAAAAUAACAAAAUGUUUAUUAAAAAUCUGUCGGAAGAGCAAAUGAUAGUUUUCCAGGGAAGCUUUAUUAUAACGGAUUUAAUCUUAAGUAAAGCCUUUAUUACUGUAAUUUUAUAACAUUGACUGCAUGAAUACAUUGAUAUUUACUGGUAGUAUUGACUGUUUGAAUGCAUUGAUAUUUACUAAUUUGGUCCAAUAUAGGAAUUUUAAGGACACAAUACUAAGACACAUGAAUUCACAAUACUGUACCAUAAAACAUCUAAAAUGAAUGUAAUUUGCAAACUUUUUAUGCCGAUAGUGAAAACUUUGAAGUGGAGGUUUUGGUAUGAAUACAUUGAUAUUUAUUAUAAUUUAGUAUAAAUGAACUUCUUCAGUCAGUAAAUUACAUGAAUUAAUAUUUGAAUUUGAAGGGUUUUAUGGUCUUUGUUUUACAGUAAAUUACAUGAAUAAAUAUUUGAAUUUGAAAAGUUCUAUGAUCUUUUCAUUUAUAGGGACAAUAACACUCUUGCUGGCUUGACAGCUCCAGAAAAUAAAUAAUAGCUUUAUUCUAAGUACUAGAUGUUUAAGUGUCCUACCUGUUGUGUAAAUUAUCCAUUAAAUCCUAUUUUACUUGUCCAGAGGGUUCGAAAAUAUUUUAAAAUCCAAGUCACAUUUGAAAAGGUUUACGUUAGGCUUUUCAAAUCAUUUAGUUCAAUUUUUACAAUUUUUAAAAUUAGGUGUGUUAAGAUGAAAUUUAUAUCACCAAUUAAUUGGAAUAUUGUAAAAUAGUACAAUUUGUUGAUCAGAAUAAAGAUUGGGACAUAUUAUUCAGUAACAACAAGAGUGGUAUUGAGCCUUUAAGAUUGGAGUGAGUUUUUUUAGUAAUAAGAUGAAUCAUCUGGAGUUAGUAUAUGUCUUCGUUAUUUGUUGCCCAGGGUUUUUUUUCUGUUAAAGAGAUUUAUUAUGUUAUAAAUGUGAUUGUCCACCGUAAUAUACAUCCAACAGAUAUAAAUAUAUAAAUAAAUUAAUAUCAAAUAUUC